AUGAACUCAGACCCGGAAAGGCCGUAUGUUUGUAACGCUCCUGGCUGUUCUCAGCGAUUCCCUACAGAAGACCAUCUGAUGAUACAUCGACACAAACAUGAAAUGACCCUUAAGUUUCCUUCUAUAAAGAAUGACAACUUGUUAUCAGAUCAGACGCCAACGCCAACACGCUUCUUAAAGAACUGCGAGGAGGUGGGACUGUUUAGUGAGCUUGACUGCUCAAUUGAGCAGGAGUUUUGCAAGGCCCAGGAAGAAGAGGACUCCAAACAGAACAUUGCUCUGCACAGUCAGGGUGGCCAACACCAGCAAGCCCACUCAAGAUUGGGCAACCACGAUACCAGCAUAGUGAUCCAGCAGGCUUUACCAUCUCCCCAGUCCAGCUCCGUCAUCACUCAGGCUCCAUCCACCAACAGACAGAUCGGGCCUGUCCCUGGCUCUCUGUCCUCACUGCUGCACCUACGAAACAGACAGAGACAGCCUCUGCCAGCCUCCAUGCCUGGAACACUGCCAGACCCAACCAUGCCUGGCUCCUCUGCUGUGUUGAUGCCUAUGGAGAGACAAAUGUCUAUGGGUGGCAACAUGAUGGGUAUGCAAGGUCCCGCCCACAGCAGCCCCUGUUCCUCGGCGCAUAUUCCUUCAAUGCACUCAGAGGCCAAACUGAGGUUGAAGGCUGCACUUUCACACCACCCGGGCACCAUCGCCAACGGAAACAUGAACUCCAUGGGCCAUAUGAUGGAGAUGAUGUCGUCGCGGCAGGAACAAGGCAACCACCAUCACAUGCAUUCUCACUCGCACCCGCACCAACACCUUCAAGCGGCCCAACACGCGUACCAGCAUCAUGGCCAUCACCACCACAGCCAGAGCCACGGACAAAGCCACGGCCAGGGAGGCCACCAUCACCCGCAGGGACACAACCCCCAUCACAACUCCCACAACGCUCAUCUCCAUCCUGGGCACCCACAUCAGACAUCACCACACCCUCAGAUGCACUCAGCUUCACAGAUGUCCCCCGCCACCCAGCACAUGCAGCCAACGCAGACGCUUCAUUCUCCGCCUCCGAGCAGCGGACGGCGGCGGCGAGUGGUGGACGAAGAUCCAGAUGAACGUCGGCGAAAGUUUUUGGAACGAAACCGAGCAGCGGCGACACGAUGCAGACAGAAGAGGAAAGUGUGGGUGAUGUCGUUAGAGAAGAAAGCGGAAGAGCUCACGCAGACUAACAUGCAGCUUCAGAAUGAAGUGACGAUGUUAAAGAACGAGGUGACCCAGCUCAAGCAGCUCCUCCUCACACACAAAGACUGUCCCAUCACCACUAUGCAAAAAGACUCCCAAGGUUACCUCAGUCCAGAAAGCAGUCCGUCAGGAAGUCCAUCUCCAGCUUGCACGCAGCAACAAGUCAUUCAGCACAACACCAUCACCACCUCCACCACCACCAUAGGUGGCAGCAAUGUGCACGGACAAGCCAACAGCCGAACAGACAUUAACCCCAUCCACUAG
Molecule: messenger RNA, 1494 nt
Organism: Nerophis lumbriciformis (worm pipefish)
Lineage: Eukaryota; Metazoa; Chordata; Actinopteri; Syngnathiformes; Syngnathidae
Source: RefSeq, a predicted model, not a curated record